UUAAUAUGUCCGUCUACACAGAAGAGUACUUGAAGGAGAAAUUGACAAAGGAAUUGGAAGCCGUUCAUGUUGCCCUAAUCUGUUUUGAUAAUCGAGAUGGGAAGGCGAUCUAAUCCCGAUAAAUUCUUCGUUACCAAAGUAGUGCUAUUGCCGGGUAUAUUUUUGGCACUGUUGGUGCGAUGGUGCGUCGCGUCCUACCCCUACUCGGGCUACCAGAAGCCGCCGAUGUACGGGGACUACGAGGCGCAGAGGCACUGGCAGGAGAUCACGUUGCACACACCCUCAGAUACGUGGUACAAGAACACUUCACAGAAUGACUUGCAGUAUUGGGGCCUGGACUACCCGCCGCUGACUGCAUACCACAGUCUGCUGAUGGGACUCGUGGCGGACUGGCUGGACCCGGAGUCCGUCCGCCUGUUCGCGUCCAGAGGCUACGAGACCGAGAGUCACAAGAUGUUCAUGAGAUGGACUGUGUUUUUGAGUGACCUAUACUUCUUCGUCACUUCUGUGCUGUGUUUGUGUAUCGAGCUCGAGAGAUCGCGGCAUAAGGACGACAAAAAUGUAUUCAAGCGUACCGACAUAGCCACGACUCUGUUUCUCCUGUACCCGGGGAUUAUUUUAAUAGAUCACGGCCACUUUCAAUACAACUGCGUCUCCUUGGGCCUAUUUUUAUGGGCGACCUUCUUUUUAAUAGGCAUAGAAAUGGAUAUAUUGUGCACAAUACUAUUUGUCUUCGCACUAAACUACAAGCAGAUGGAGCUGUACCACGCUCUGCCGUUUUUCUUCUACUUGUUGCGAACAUGUUUUUUUGUUCAGCCCAAACGCAAGUACUACAAUAUAUUCAAAAAGUUUAUAAAGCUAGGUAUAACCGUCGUAACUACUUUUAUAUUAGUCUGGUAUCCUAUCUCCUCAUCGAUGGAGUAUGUCUUCCAGAUCAUACACAGGCUGUUCCCCCUGAUGCGGGGAGUAUUCGAGGACAAAGUUUCCAAUAUAUGGUGCUCCGUUAAUAUAUUUAUAAAACUCAAAACUAUCUACACGAACGAGGAGAUGGUUAGUAUGUGUUUUCUCACCACGAUGAUGUCUGCCAUGAUAUCAUGCUUAGAUCUAUUCUUUAGAUUUAACAAAAGGAAAUUUGUUUUAUCGUGUAUAAAUGUGUCUCUAGCAUUUUUCCUAUUCUCUUUUCAAGUGCACGAAAAGUCUAUAUUGCUGGUGGCUAUUCCAGUAGCUUUGCACUUUCCGGAGGACCCUUUUAUGUGCUUCUGGUUUCUUAUAGUGUCCACCUUUAGUAUGCUACCUCUACUUCUUAAAGAUGGUCUCUUGAUACCGCUCAUUUGCACGAGUCUAGUGUACACGGGGUGUUAUAGUAUUGCUUUACAAUUAGCAGUGCCCAGUUCAGGUAUACUGUCAUUCUUUAGCGCCAAAACGGUUUACAAAGCAGUGAAUACUAAUUAUAACUCUAUAUACUUAAAGUUCCUGAGCACAAUAUUCUUUUUCUCGCUGCAAGGAAUGUUUUGGUUAGCCUUAGGUACUUCGUUUGUGAAACCUCCGGAAAGGUACCCGGACUUAUUCCCUGUACUGAUAUCAUUGUUUUCGUGCGCACAUUUUGUAUUUUUCUUUGUUUAUUUCAAUUAUUGUCAAUUAUCACUGCCAACGUGUUUAACUGUUGUAUUUAAAAUUAAAAAGAAUUGAUUGUAAACUUUGUCUUAGAGUGACCAGUAGUUUUAAAUUUUAAAUGCAUUCCGAA
Messenger RNA from Aricia agestis (brown argus), 1744 nucleotides. RefSeq names its product bolA-like protein 2. Gene Ontology annotation, molecular function: 2 iron, 2 sulfur cluster binding; dolichyl pyrophosphate Man9GlcNAc2 alpha-1,3-glucosyltransferase activity. The transcript is spliced from 2 exons. Bases 97 to 1689 code for a protein of 530 amino acids. Gene Ontology annotation, biological process: protein N-linked glycosylation; intracellular iron ion homeostasis. The record is from RefSeq and is a predicted model, not a curated record. Gene Ontology annotation, cellular component: cytosol; endoplasmic reticulum membrane; nucleus. NCBI's taxonomy places the organism in Eukaryota, Metazoa, Arthropoda, Insecta, Lepidoptera, Lycaenidae.